AGCCCAAUUUGGAAUUUCAGAGAAGGAAUGAAGGAAAGGUUCUAGAGAAUGGCCAACUGACUCCCAGGACAGAAAGUUACGUGGAGAUCCUGCACCCUCAACCUGUGUCCAAGGUGAUUGAUGGUUAUUCCAGAAGUUGAAAGAAAACUGCCCCGAGUAUAUUUCCAAAACUCAGAACUCUUACUCUGCAUUGCAAAACCCGAAACAUACCAAAACAAGCGGUAAAUUGCCACCGCCCACACAAUUGCACAUAUGCCCUCAGUUGGUUAAUCUUGCCACCAGUUAAACACCAGUGUAUAGUGACAAACUUCUCAACAAGAACAGAUGACAUUUUUUCAUCCUCUUUUCAGCCAAAUAUAUCAUCUCUUGUUGUAGAUAGUAGAUUGCUUCUCGCCCACUGAGCAAGUUUGUAAAUCAAAUCUAGCCUGAUUGCUUAUUCCACCAACUCUUACUACAAGGUGUCCAACGUAUGAGGAAGAUGGCUAUGUGGGAAGAAUACUGCCAACAAAUCAAGACCUUACUGCUGACUAUCACAUUUGUCUUCUGUCUAUUGGAUGCAGUGAGUGGCCUGUGGUGCUAUCAGUGUGUUGGGAUGUUCCAUGAAUGUGUCCAGUCGGAGCAAUUGUGUGCAUCAAGGGAUCGGUCCUGCUUCUCCUCUACCAUCAAACUUUUCUAUUCAAACAACUAUACAGGAAUAUUUUUGCUUCCAGAUUUAGAGAUUGCUGAGUACGUGAUGAAAGGCUGUUCAGGGGAAGGUGUAUCCAAUCGCACAGCUAAAGUCUAUUCAGAAGAUGAUCAUGAAGUACACAACACCUAUUACUGUGACUCUAAUUUCUGCAAUAUCCGGUUCACAGGUGCUCCAGCCAGCCCCACCCAAGCAGCCAAUGGCAUGGAGUGCUACAGCUGUUUUGAUCGUGGUACAGGCGAUUGUGCUGAAGGGAAUGCUACUCGGGUCAAAUGUUUGGGAGAUAUGAAUCAGUGCAUGGAUUUUACUGUGAUCAAUGGCGCCUGGAAAAUGACGUACCGGACAUGUGCCUUGGAAACCUUGUGUCGCCGACAAUAUAUGAUGCCAGAACUCUCAGGGAGACUGGAGAUCAGCUGCUGUUCUACUCCUCUCUGUAACGAUGGGCGACCUGGCCUUAAAAGCAUCUGCAGCCACUUCUCAGAGCAAGGAGUGAAGAAGCAGCCUGAGAAUGGCUUGGAAUGUGCCAGUUGCUGUGAUUCAGGCCAAGGUGAAUGUGCUCACGGAAACUGGACUCACGUCAAGUGUGUUGGGGAGCAGACCAAGUGUGUAAAUGUUACAGAGAAAGGCCAAACAUUACUGCGUGGCUGUAGCUUGGAGAAGCUUUGUUGGGAGAAACCACAGUUGCUGGGCCUGGACCGAAAUUCUGCUAUCAACUGCUGCUCCAGCGCUCUCUGCAACCGAAGUUUGACCCCAAUGGGAGAUGUUGCCUUGGUCCUUCUGCUCCUGCUUUUCUGGCUGCUCUGAUAAAAGCCUGGAGUGUCCAAAUUUCAAGGAAAUCAAAGAAAGCUGGAGAACAGAGAGCCCAAUGUCACCAGGACUGAUGUUGUUGGUGCUUCAUUGCUGGAAGCUUUCAAGAAGAGAGUGGACUGCCAUCUGUCCGAAAUGGUGUAGGGACUCCUGCUUGGGCAGA
Messenger RNA from Crotalus tigris (Tiger rattlesnake), 1655 nucleotides. Its product is annotated as urokinase plasminogen activator surface receptor-like. The record is from RefSeq and is a predicted model, not a curated record. Lineage: Eukaryota; Metazoa; Chordata; Lepidosauria; Squamata; Viperidae. The transcript is spliced from 9 exons. The coding region runs from base 470 to 1489 and encodes 339 amino acids.